Molecule: messenger RNA, 1223 nt
Organism: Gastrolobium bilobum
Lineage: Eukaryota; Viridiplantae; Streptophyta; Magnoliopsida; Fabales; Fabaceae
Product: protein spotted leaf 11-like
Exons: 2
Coding region: 1-1032 (343 amino acids)
Molecular function (GO): protein binding
Source: RefSeq, a predicted model, not a curated record
AUGACCCUCUCUACUGUCUUCAAGCCAAUUGGUCAUGGAAUAUUGAAGCAUCUCAGAGCCUUCACUUUCAGAGGCAACUUAUUUUGCAUGAUUGCACUGCACUCAUUUGUCAAGAUAGCGGAUCCUUCUGCUGUGAGCUUUUGCUUCUUGAGGGAUGUUAGGAAGGCACUCACUAGACUAGGAGCUCUUCAUUUUCUUGUGGAGGCUGCUGGUUGUGGCAGCAUGGUUUCUAGGGAAAGAGCUUGUCAAUCUAUUGGGUUGCUUGGAGUCACAAGACAGGCUAGGCGUACCCUUGUUGAUUUGGGAGUGAUACCGGUGCUUGUGGAGUUGUUUCGCGAUGGAGAUCAAGCCACGAAAAUUGUAGCUGGUAACUCUCUUGGUGUGAUAUCUGCUCAUGUUGAUUACAUUAGACCAGUUGCUCAAGCUGGGGCUAUCCCCCUUUAUGCUGAGCUCCUUCAAGGACCUGAUCAUGCUGGUAAGGAGAUAGCUGAGGAUGUGUUUUGUAUAUUGGCUGUUGCGGAGGCUAAUGCUGUUGAAAUUGCCGGGCACCUGGUGAGAGUUCUUAGACAAGGUGAUGAUGAUGCAAAGGCAGCCGCGGCUGAUGUGAUAUGGGAUCUGUCAGGUUAUAAGCACUCAACAUCUGUGGUCCGUGAUUCGGGUGCAAUCCCUAUCCUUGUUGAGCUUUUGGGGAGUGGAAGUGAAGAGGUAAAGGAGAAUGUUUCUGGGGCAUUUGCUCAGCUAAGCUAUGAUGGAGGUGAUAGAAUAGCACUUGCCAAUGCAGGGGCAAUUCCAAUUCUCAUUGACUUGCUGCAUGAUGAGAUUGAGGAACUAAGGGAUAAUGCUGCUGAGGCUCUUGUCAAUUUUUAUGAAGAUCCAUUAUACCAUGAUAGAGUAUCUGAUGCAAUUAAUGUUCCUUCAUUCAGAAAUAUGCAGAAUAGACUAAUUCAUAUUCGCGCAUCAAACGAGCAUAUGGCUAGAUCCUUACGAAGAAUGAGUGUUGAGCAGCUCACUUGGAACCCAGAUCUUGUAUAAUCAUUUUAAGGGUAUGUUUUGAUCUCAACGCUUUUGCUAUAGAGGUUUCAACUUCUUUAAGUUGUAUCAAUGUUACACCCUAGCAUAGAUAUAUGUUGUCAUGAGUAUUGGGAAGAGGAGAGAACUUUCCAUGUAGAGACAAUCUUGAUAUCUUUGCUGUAUAUUUCAAGAAGUUCACAUACAAAGGUAUU